GAGGGGUGGGGUGCGUCCAGCUAAAGGGCUUGGUUUGUCAGAGUCCUCCAUCUGGAGCAGCUGUCUCUCCUGGAACUCACACACUCAUGGAGCCUCAGCAGAUAAGAGCGGGGUACCUGGUUAAAAAGCGUAACCUGCUGAACUCAUGGAAGGUGGUGUGGGUGGUGCUCUCGGACGACGCGGUGGAGUUCUACAAAAAGAUGACCGACAGCAGUCCCAAGGGAAUGAUCCCACUGAAGGGAGCCACGCUGACCAGCCCUUGCCAGGAUUUCGGCAAAAAGAUGCUGGUCUUUAAGGUCACCACAGAGCGCCACCAGGCCCAUUUCUUUCAGGCCAGUCACCUGGAGGACAGGGAGGUCUGGACCCGGGACAUCAAGCGGGCCCUCGCCUGUCUGGACAGGGGCAUGAAAUUCACCAGGAAGUCCACGCGACGGUCCAUUCGACUGCCCGACACUGUCAACAUGAGUGAGAUGUACAACGCAAUGAGAAAUAAAGACUCGGGCUUGAAAGAGAUGACCGUUGAGCAGGAGAAAAAAACCUUCAAUCAGUGCUUCACAGGAACUAUGGUGAUCGACUGGCUGGUGUCAGCGGAGAGAGCGAGGAACAGACAGGAAGCGAUGAUGCUGGCCAUCGGGCUGCUGAACGAAGGCUUCCUCCAGCCGGCCAAUGAGAUGUCCAAGAGCGCGGCCGAGUCCAAAACUGAAUCCACCCUCCUGGACCAGCCAGACGCAAUCUAUUACUUUGCGGACAGCGGCUUUUACUCCGAGGGCAACUCCAGCGACGAGGACGUGCUGCGGAACGAGGAGUUCAGGGGGCUCAUCGUGAAGCAGGGGUGCCUGCUGAAACAGGGCCACAGAAGAAAAAAUUGGAAGGUGCGCAAAUUUACCCUAAGAGAUGACCCUGCGUACAUGCACUACUAUGAUCCCACAAAGGAUGCAGAAGAGCCUCUGGGCUCCAUCCACCUGCGAGGAUCAGUGGUCACAGCUCUGGAGUAUGUGCCCGAUGCCAAAAAACAUGAUGUGGAUGGAAAUCUCUUUGAAAUCAUCACAUCAGACGAGACCCACUAUUUCCUACAAGCCACGACAGAAAAAGAACGCAAAGACUGGAUUCAAGCCAUUCAAGAGGUCUCCAGGACAGGGAAAUGAAGAUGAAUAACAAGCCUACUCACGAACACACUCCUGAAUGCAUUAUCUAUUUCAUGAAAUAACAUUUUUUUUUUUUAAAUGGAGACUUUAAAUGUAUAAUUAGGAGAAAGGUACAGUGCCCUCCAAAAGUGUGGCACAACCGAAAAUGAGGGUACAAAAACAGAUAUUUCUGCAAAAUGUUAAAACUCAAUAUAUGUAUGUAAAUAGCAUGGAAGUAUAUAGCAAAAAUAACUAAUUUCACUCCACUGUUCCCAUACUUUUGGAGGGCACUGUAUUUAUAAAGACUGAUGACAUGCGGCUUCCUAAUAAUAUGGUUAAUAUUUACAUUGUACAACUUGACUGCCGUGACAUUUUUGUGUGACGUCACAUUAUUGAAUUAUCGAUUAAGUGAAAUAUGAACGUUUGACAUCAUGUUUCCACAGGGAGGUGAAUGCUUAUAGCAUCACCUGUUCUUUUCUUUAAUUUGUUUCUUUUUUUUUUGAGAAUCAUGAAUGCCAUUAAAAAUGGCCUAUGCCUGAAUGUAUCUGCAUUUGCAACUAAAUAAAGGUGAAAAAGCUGAAAAUACA
Molecule: messenger RNA, 1711 nt
Organism: Anguilla anguilla (European eel)
Lineage: Eukaryota; Metazoa; Chordata; Actinopteri; Anguilliformes; Anguillidae
Product: pleckstrin-like
Exons: 9
Coding region: 87-1145 (352 amino acids)
Biological process (GO): intracellular signal transduction; actin cytoskeleton organization
Cellular component (GO): plasma membrane
Source: RefSeq, a predicted model, not a curated record